GUAGCUGGUUGGUCAUUCCUUCAGUCAGUCAGUCAGUGUAGGUAUAUACAAUGAAGCAGAUAACAUUACGUCGGGACUGAUAAGACUGAUUCAUGGUUCUCACAUGUCGAUAACUAUCGAUGAGGAAUCAUUAAUUUUGCUCCGAGCCGAAAAUGAAAGAAAUAAUCCCAGCAUUCGUGGAACAUCCUUUGGUUCACUUCCGACAACGGUACGAAUGGGACUGCGGCCUAUCGUGCAUCCUGAUGCUUUUGGGUCGUAAUGAGAAAAGAUCUUUUUUGGCUGACUUUAAAGACAUUUGUGAAAAAGGGGGAUUUGGGGAAAGUACAUGGACCAUCGACCUGUGCUACAUCCUCAAGGACUUUGGAAUAAAGCACAAGUACCUCACUACUACAUUCGGAGCAAAUCCAUCGCAUCUGGGGAAGGAGUACUACAAGUGCUUCAGUGCGGAUGAGGAGCGAGUGAAUGAAAAGUUUAACAAGGCAUCGUCCUGUGGCAUUCCGGUCGAGAUCAAAUCGGUAACGCAGCAGUUCCUUCAAGAGCAUUUAGCUAACCAUGGCAAUAUCAUUUUGUUAACCAACGCCUCUCUAUUGUACUGUGAUCUUUGUAAGGCUAACAAGCUUUCCAUUGAACUGAGAUCGUGUCUAGGAUUGAAAGCGGCAUAUAUGGGACAUUAUGUAAUUCUAUGCGGAUAUGACCAAAGAAUACAGAAAUUUGUAUACCGAAACCCUGCAUUCAAGGACAAGGUAUGCUUCAUGUCCUUCGAUGCCAUGGAUAAAGCCCGAAAGGCUAGUGGAACGGACGAAGACAUCAUCCUAAUAUAUGACAAACAAUUGUGAUAAAGGCAGAACGCUUGAUCUAACCUAAUUAUUUAUGUAUUUCAAUGCAUUUAAAUGAGAAGAAAAUAUGGAUUUCGGAUUCCCUCUAAAGUAACAAACCGCUAUGCUUCUCUCCAUUCAUCACAAUGAGUUUUUUAUUCUCUAUUUUAAAUGUCAUAUUCUAUUUGAUAUAACCCUACGAGUUAACUUCUACUUAUUUAUUUUGUACAUUUUAAUAAUAACUUGAAUUUUAAAAAUAAA
Messenger RNA from Aedes albopictus (Asian tiger mosquito), 1076 nucleotides. RefSeq names its product protein GUCD1. Bases 153 to 836 code for a protein of 227 amino acids. The transcript has 6 exons. NCBI's taxonomy places the organism in Eukaryota, Metazoa, Arthropoda, Insecta, Diptera, Culicidae. The record is from RefSeq and is a predicted model, not a curated record.